This is a messenger RNA of Aspergillus versicolor CBS 583.65, 522 nucleotides long. Its product is annotated as RidA family protein. The record is from RefSeq and is a predicted model, not a curated record. The transcript is spliced from 2 exons. Gene Ontology annotation, molecular function: deaminase activity. Bases 40 to 447 code for a protein of 135 amino acids. Gene Ontology annotation, cellular component: cytosol. NCBI's taxonomy places the organism in Eukaryota, Fungi, Ascomycota, Eurotiomycetes, Eurotiales, Aspergillaceae.
AGUUACCACAUCCAGUCAAUUCAAAUUGAACCAUUAAUCAUGUCCCACCUCCAAUACUUCAACUACAAAGGCGUCGGCGAACGCAACCGCAAGAACUUCAAGUACAGCCAGGCCGUGCGCAUCGGCGACCGCAUCGAGUGCGCCGGACAGGGCGGCUGGAACAGAGAAACCGGCGAAUUCUACAAAGAAAUCAACGCGCAGAUCGACCAGGCCUUCGACAAUGUCGAGCACAACCUGCGCGACGCCGGCGGGGAGGGCUGGGGCCAGGUCUUCCGGGUGAAUUCGUACCAUGUGCCUAUUAAUGACGAGGCCCUUGCGGCCAUGGUGAGGAAUUUUCAUAAGUAUUGUCCCGGUCAUGAGCCGAUUUGGACUUGUGUUGGUGUUACCAGGUUGGGUGAGGAUGAUAUGAGGGUUGAGAUUGAGGUUGUGGCACAUGUGCCUAAUUAGAUGUAAAUAAAACGGAAAUAGGAGGGGAUUGUAUCUACUCAGAGAUUUAAUCUGGAAGAGUCUUGUUGUCGUCGG